Messenger RNA from Fragaria vesca subsp. vesca, 1701 nucleotides. RefSeq names its product putative pectinesterase/pectinesterase inhibitor 22-like. The record is from RefSeq and is a predicted model, not a curated record. Gene Ontology annotation, biological process: cell wall modification. The transcript has 2 exons. NCBI's taxonomy places the organism in Eukaryota, Viridiplantae, Streptophyta, Magnoliopsida, Rosales, Rosaceae. The coding region runs from base 31 to 1701 and encodes 556 amino acids. Gene Ontology annotation, molecular function: pectinesterase activity; pectinesterase inhibitor activity.
UCCCUUUAUCCCUCCCCAUCAGAGCUAAAGAUGGGCUUUACCAAUUUUCUUCUUCCUAUUCUUCUAAUUACUCUAGCUUCACUUUCAGUUUUGGCUUAUGGAGAACAACCAAACCCUUCCAUCCAAUCCAUGCUUAUGCAAACUUGCACCCAAAUUGAAAACCAAAGUUCAUGCCUCACAAAAGUGCAAGCUGAGCUCCAAAGCAUAAUGGAGCCUGAUCAAGGUCAUCAAGACGCUGCUUCUUCAAGAAGCUCAAUCCUUAGUGCUGCGCUUAGGCACACACUGAAUCAAGCAAAAUCUGCCGUUGACAUGAUCACAAAGUUCAAUGCUCUAUCAAUCAGUUACAGAGAACAAGUAGCUAUUGAGGAUUGCAAGGAGCUCCUUGAUUUUUCUAUCUCUGAGUUGGCUUGGUCUUUAGGCGUGAUGAACAGAAUUCGGACAGGUGACAGAAAUGUUCACUAUGAAGGAGACUUAAAAGCUUGGCUGAGUGCUGCCCUUAGUAACCAAGAUACAUGCCUUGAAGGUUUUGAGGGAACUGAUAGACGUCUCGAAAACUUCAUAAAGGGAAGCUUGAAGCAAGUCACACAGCUCAUUGGUAAUGUCUUGGCCUUGUACACUCAAUUACAUGAUUUACCCUUUAAACCUCCAAGGGAUCAGAGUAUGAAUACUUUGACAAUUGCGAAUAAGACUUCAUCGCCUGAUCAUAAUUUCCCGGCAUGGAUGAGUGAGGGUGAUCAAGAGCUUGUUAAGUCUAGUCCACAUGAUCAAUCAGGUAUGCAUGUAGAUUCUGUUGUGGCAGCAGAUGGGACUGGGAAGUACCGUUCAAUCACAGAAGCUGUUAAUGAAGCUCCAAACUACAGCAGUAGGAGGUACAUAAUAUAUGUGAAGAAGGGGAUUUAUAGAGAAAACAUUGACAUGAAGAAGAAGAAAACCAAUAUCAUGUUUGUAGGGGAUGGGAUUGGACAAACUAUAGUAACUGGUGACCGAAAUUUCAUGCAAGGAUGGACUACAUUUAGAACUGCAACAGUUGCUGUAUCAGGAAAGGGAUUUAUAGCAAGAGACAUGACUUUUCGCAACACAGCCGGGCCUCAAAACUAUCAAGGCGUGGCACUUAGAGUUGACUCCGACCAAUCUGCCUUCUUCCGGUGCAGCAUGGAGGGUCACCAAGACACACUCUAUGCUCACUCUCUUCGCCAAUUUUACCGUGAAUGUGACAUCUAUGGCACCAUAGACUUCAUAUUUGGCAAUGGCGCCGCGGUGCUCCAAAACUGCAAAAUCUACACUCGAGUCCCUCUACCACUACAAAAGGUCACCAUCACGGCUCAGGGUCGGAAAAGUCCGCAUCAAAACACCGGGUUUUCAAUCCAAGAUAGUUAUGUUUUUGCUACUCAACCAACAUAUCUUGGGAGGCCAUGGAAGCUUUACUCUAGGACAGUUUUUAUGAACACUUACAUGAGUGGUCUAGUGCAGCCUAGAGGGUGGCUUGAGUGGUACGGUAACUUUGCUUUGGGAACAUUAUGGUACGGCGAGUAUAGAAAUCACGGGCCAGGUGCAUCACUAUCCGGCCGGGUCAAGUGGCCGGGAUACCACAUCAUCCAGGAUGCCAACAUGGCUAGUUUCUUCACUGUUCGGCGAUUUAUCGAUGGAAUGGCUUGGUUGCCGGCCACUGGCGUUAAGUUUACAGUAGGUUUGAGUAACUAA